Molecule: messenger RNA, 3861 nt
Organism: Conger conger (European conger)
Lineage: Eukaryota; Metazoa; Chordata; Actinopteri; Anguilliformes; Congridae
Gene: ptpn22
Product: protein tyrosine phosphatase non-receptor type 22
Exons: 28
Coding region: 308-2962 (884 amino acids)
Biological process (GO): peptidyl-tyrosine dephosphorylation
Cellular component (GO): nucleus; cytoplasm
Molecular function (GO): non-membrane spanning protein tyrosine phosphatase activity
Source: RefSeq, a predicted model, not a curated record
CACGCACAUGCAUACAUACCCACACACACACACACCACUGAGUUCUCGCACCACUAAAGCACCUCCCCCAAACUGGGCAGUCUUUAGGACCCAGCGAAGCAGAAGACAGGGAAGAAGCGGGGGCGCGAUAUUUUUAAUCUGACCACAGAAGCUGUUAGUUGCAACUUCCUUUAAGACCGCUCAUAGCAUGCUUAAAUCACACUGACUCUCAGUUCAAGGUUGUGGACUGCCAGCCCCACCGGUAGUGGCCUCAAUGUCCUGACAUGACCAGCAGUGUCGGCCUUGGACCACCAACUCGCGCCUCAGGAUGCACCACCAAGCCCAGGAUCUGAAGGGCUUCCUGGCCCAGAUCACCAGCAAGGAGGCAGAGUCAGAGGAGGCAGAGGGGGGCUUCGCCGGAGAGUUCUCUAGGUUGAAGAGGCUGUCUACUAAGUACCGCACAGAAAAGACCUACUCUACAAAGGCUGCUGAGAAGCAAGGCAAUGUGAAGAAGAACAGAUACAAGGACAUCGUGCCCUUUGACCACUCUAGGGUGAAGCUCUCCUUUAUCACCUCCAAAAAUGACACUGACUACAUCAAUGCCAACUUCAUCAAGGGGGUGUCGCAGCAGAGGGCCUAUAUCGCCACCCAGGGCCCCUUACCUCACACAGUGCAGGACUUCUGGAGGAUGAUCUGGGAGUACAAUGUGGAGGUCAUAGUCAUGGCCUGCAGGGAGUUUGAGAUGGGCAGGAAAAAGUGUGAGCGGUACUGGCCUGAGAAGAUGGAGGAAGCAUUUGUGUGUCACCCCUUCACCAUUCACUUUGAAUCUAUGGAAAGUAAAGGUGACUAUCUAACCAGGGUUUUAAAGGUGACUUACUGCAAUUCAUCCCGCAGUUUGUGGCAGCUGCACUAUGUGAAUUGGCCGGACCACGGCGUGCCAGACUCCAUCCCACCGAUUCUGGAGCUGCUCCAGGAGAUGCGGACCUACCAGGAGCAUGACGAUGUGCCCAUCUGCAUCCACUGCAGUGCCGGUUGCGGUAGGACAGGGGUCCUGUGCGCCAUUGACUACACCUGGAAACUGCUGCGAAAACAGUUGAUCACAGAAGACUUCAGCAUCUACAGACUGGUCCAGGAGAUGCGAACACAAAGACCCUCAAUAGUUCAGACCAAGGAGCAGUAUGCGCUUGUCUACAGGACAGUUAAGGUCUUGUUUGAGAACUACCUGCAGAUGAUGACCAACGAUUUAAGUGCAGCUGAGGUACCAGCUUCCCCCUCUCUCAGCCCAGCGUCCAGUGAGAAUGAUCUCACAUCCCCAUGUGAGGUGCUGGACCUUAACCAGGAAGAGGAAGUAGAACCAAUGCCAUGGCCCAGGUACAUGAAAAGGGAGGAGCCAAAGGAGGUGACCAAUCAGGACACUGCAGGGGAGCCCCCCACUGUGCUGCUACACCUUCCAGCAGAGGAGGAUGGUCAUAAUGGUCCAGUGUUCCAGUCAUCCAGAUGUUCCCCUGAGGAAGCGCUCAGCCUGCAGACAGAAUGUUCCGGACAGACCGUCCAUGGGGGUUGGGAUGCUCAGGAAAACAUGCCCUCUCAGAGUCCCAGCAGGGGGGACUGGAACACCCCUCAGGAAGAGGAAGUGGUCCUGCUGGAGCCGGAAAUUAACCUCAAUUCUCCAGGUUGCUGGAAGUCCUCCUGUAUCUCGGUGGAAGACCCUUACUUCAGUCCCAGCUCUCCCCAGGACUCUCAGGCAACACAGGACCCCGAGGAGCUGUUGCCGUUCCACAGCUGGGCCAGUAACCCAUGUGUCACCACCCCUGCACUGACCCUCAAUGACCAUCCACUGGUACUGCCCCAGUUUGACACCCUCGCUACAGCCCCUCCUGCCUCAGAUGAAGACCCCCCUCCAGUGCUACCAGAGAGAACUCCUGAAUCCUACAUGAUGGCUAAUAGUCCAGGUAGUCCAGCCCCUCCUGCUUCAGAUGAAGACCCCCCUAUGCUACCAGAUCGAACUCCUGAAUCCUAUAUGCUGGCUAGUCCAAUAGGUAGACCAGGAAGUCCCACUGGUAGUGACAUGGAGAAGCUGCUGGUUGUCAUACCAUCGAACAUGACUGAGACUCUCAGUAGUAAUGGGAGCCCCCCCUCACCUGUGCCCCCCCUGCCAGAGAGAACCCCAGAGUCCUUCAUUCUGGCCACCGAUGCUGAUCUGGUGCAGAGUGUGGCCCACCAUAAGCCCCACAGCCCCAAAGUUGGGAUGUCGUCAGAGUGGUGUGGGACCUCAGAACUACCCUCACAGGAGCCUAAGAAAUCCUGGACCCGGAGCAAGAGCUUAAAGGUUAGACUGUCAAUGCUAGUGUCCCCUUCUGUUUCCCUGGCUGCUGUUCCAGUCAACCCAGCACCCAGUGCCCCUCCUCUUCCUCCUCCUGCCGAGACAGAAUCAAUUUUGUCCGCUGCACCAUGUUUACCAGACAGACCUCCAGAGUCAUUCAUCCUGGUCGCAGAGGAAGGUCCAGGGAACCAAACUAGCAACCCAGGCCUGCAGGAGAGCAGGCAGAGAGUUGGAACGUCCUCUGAGUGGGCAGGAAAUUCACAGCCAAGCUCAUUCCUGGACGUGGUGAUGAACCGAAGCAAGAGUGUUAGAACGAAAAGUUCGAAGAACAACAGACUGUCUGUGGCUUGUCCGGCCACUUCUAGCAGCGUGGUUGUUGCACCUGCAGGAAAUGCUGACAGCGGGACAUCAGCCAGCGCUGGUGUGGCUGGGGAGAGACAAAACAAGAGCAGCGGGAAAAGCGCUCUGCCCAGCAUGACCCGGACCAAGAGCCUAAAGUUCCUGAAAAAUAUACGAAAACCCAAGGGUGGCCCCCCUCCAGUAGACGUUCCCUCUGAACCACCUCUGUCCUUGAGCUCAGCCCCUGGCUUCAGAUUCGGAUUUGGGAACCGGUUCAGGAAGCCCAAAGGCCCAAGGCAUCAACCCGACACGUGGGUGUGAGGGACCAGGGGAAUGUGGAAAGAACCAUCCCCUCAUCCAUCAGAGCCCUGUGCUAGAGCCCUAAUGGCCGCCUCUCUGCCCCACUUUGGGUUUUCAGCGCAGAAAACAUGUUUAAUGCCCAGUGGAGAGCAGGUAGCAUUUGGGCAGACAAAGAAGCAUGUAGUUGUGUAUAUGACUAUCCUCUGAAGGAAAACAUGGUAAAGAGCACCUGAAGGAAUUAAGUUAAUAAAUAACCAGGAGAUCAUUUUUUGUGUUGUAGCAAGAAACAUUGUAGUUCUGCAACCCACCCAAAUGUCAUCAGAACAGAACAAGGGAAACAUUUGUAUUUAUAAGUAAGACAGAUUCUAUUAGCAUAUAACAUAUUUGCAUGACUGGGACAUGCUACUUGAAUUGUGUUCAUUGAAAUUUAGAGAUGUUGUACAGUAACUGCUUAAUAUCCAUCGAGAUAUGCUCACAGCUACGGGUAUUUUUAAACAGAACUGGAAUGAUUACCAGAAGAAGCUGAAAUCAGCACAUGCCCUGAAAGUUACCACAUAAUCAGAACCCCUCAAAAUAUGUUCCUCAUUAGACAAACUGAGUGUACCAUAAUAAUUGUUUUAAGAAAUGAAGGGCUUAAGCACAUAUAUUAUUGAUGAGGGGUUCUCUGACUGCCUUGGGGUCUACCUGUGUACAAUAUCUUUGUUUUUGUUCCAACCACAUCUGCAACCCAUGAAUUGCAAAGAGCUGUUAAUUACUGGACACAUUGUAAUGAUAUGGAUUUACAUCCAUAAGGCCACAUUAAUUCAGAAACAGCUAUAGAUGCCUUGAAGAAAAAUAUCCCAUUGGUAAUGUGCUGCAUUUCAAAUGAUUCCUGUAAAAAGAUGUUUUUAAAUUAAUAAAUUAUAGAUUGACAAGUGAAA